Penicillium soppii is the source of this 1299-nucleotide messenger RNA. RefSeq lists its product as uncharacterized. NCBI's taxonomy places the organism in Eukaryota, Fungi, Ascomycota, Eurotiomycetes, Eurotiales, Aspergillaceae. The record is from RefSeq and is a predicted model, not a curated record. The transcript has 3 exons. Gene Ontology annotation, cellular component: cytoplasm. Gene Ontology annotation, molecular function: GTP binding; ATP hydrolysis activity. Bases 1 to 1299 code for a protein of 432 amino acids.
AUGCCUCCUAAGAAGCAGCAAGUUCAAGAAAAGAUUCGCCUGGGUCGUCCAGGAAACACCCUGAAGAGUGGUAUCGUUGGUCUUGCCAAUGUCGGCAAGUCGACACUCUUCCAGGCAAUCACCAAGUCCACCCUGGGUAACCCGGGCAAUUUCCCCUUUGCUACCAUUAACCCCGAGGAGUCCACCGUUAUCGUCCCCGAUGAGCGGUACGACUGGCUCUGCCAGUACUACAAACCCAAGUCGCAGGUGCCUGCUAUCUUGUCCGUGUAUGAUAUCGCCGGUCUGAUCAAGGGUGCCUCCACUGGUCUUGGUUUGGGUAACGCCUUCCUGUCCCACAUCAGCGUUGUCGAUGGCAUUUUCCAAAUGGUUCGCUGCUUCGAUGAUAAAGACAUUACGCACGUUGAGGGUGAUGUUAACCCUAUUCGUGAUUUGGACAUCAUCAGCAGCGAGCUGCGCAUCAAGGAUAUCCAGACUGUUCAGAAUUCUCUCGCUGCCCUCAAGAAGGAGACUCGCCGUGGUGGUCAGUCUCUCGAGAUGAAGAAACUCAAGGAAGCGGAAGCCACCACUGAAACACUCUUGGAAUGGCUGCAGGAAGGUGACGGCAAAGGCCCAAAGCCGGACGACAAAGAUUACCAAGCGGAUAUGAACUACGGCAAAGACGUUCACACACGUGAAUGGAGCCCUAAGGAGGUCGAGGUCAUCAAUCCCCUGGGUCUCCUCACUGCCAAGCCUGUUGUAUACCUUGCCAACAUGAGCGAGGAGGGUUACAUCUUGGCGACGAAAUUGGAGCAGGGCCUAAUUAAACUGGAAGACUUCGACACAGAUCAGAAGAAGCUGAUCAAGCACGCUAUCAAAGUCAAAAAGUGGAUGAAAGAUAAUGCUCCAGACUCCGAGCUUUGCUUCCUCUCUGCCGCGUUCGAGCACCGCCUGAGUCUCAUGGAGGACGAUGCCGCCGCUCUUGAGGAAUGCAAACGGCUGAACACUUACUCCGCUCUGCCCAAGAUCAUCACUACCAUGCGUGCGGCUCUGGACCUGGCCAGCUUCUUCACGACUGGUGAGGACGAAGUUCGCCAGUGGACCAUCCGCAAGGGCAUCAAGGCGCCCGCCGCUGCCGGUGUGAUCCACACUGACUUCGAGAAGACCUUUAUCCAGGCUAUCGCAUACAACUACAGUGUUCUGCGUGAGUAUGGCGAUGAGGCGUCUGUCAAGGCUGCCGGUAAGAUUAUGACCAAGGGCAAGGAUUAUGUAGUCAAUGACGGUGACAUCCUGCUCAUUAAGGCCGGUGCUGCCAAGAAAUAG